This is a messenger RNA of Rhizoctonia solani, 2256 nucleotides long. RefSeq lists its product as uncharacterized. The transcript has a single exon. The record is from RefSeq and is a predicted model, not a curated record. Bases 1 to 2256 code for a protein of 751 amino acids. Lineage: Eukaryota; Fungi; Basidiomycota; Agaricomycetes; Cantharellales; Ceratobasidiaceae.
AUGACCGACAAUCCUGGGCCCAAGGGCAAAGGAAUCAGCUCGCGUUUUUCAGGCAUUCUGCGUCGUUCUACUCGCUCUACUUCUGACCUUACCAGCAUUCACGCACACGAUAUUAGUUCUGUAUACCCGUCUGAGAGAAAAGCUAUCAAAAAAUCCAAAAACAACGGCUCCAAUGACUCCAUCUCUAUGUAUGGUUCUGAUGAUUCCGACCAAAAACCUAGAAAAAUUAGCAACGUCCAGUCCGCCAUCCCUGCUGGGUCUACCCAGGAAGCAGUUGCAGACGCAACACUAAACAUUGAGUCCAUCUCCGAAUUUUCUCAUACCCCUAGCCCCACCCGAGCAUCACGCGUCGCGAGCCCAAAAGUCCCCCUCAUCCCGCCCAACACAGGCAAUCCUCCCGUCACAAUGAUCGUCAGCUCCUCCCAAGAGUCUGAACAGAUUAGAGACGCCGGGGAAGGGUUUGAGCGACUAAUGGAACAUACGUCGGACUACGAUGAUAGCCAAGUUGGCACACCCAAAAGCAUAGCCAUGGAUCUGGCAGAGGACACACGUCCGAUGUCGGCCACCCCUAAAUCUAACCGCAUUAGCAAUGUCCGCAGAGAAACACCAAUGCACGACCUUACAUGGAACCCGGAAGAUCAACACUGGCUCGACCGACUAGAAGACGGAGCAUACCCUUGCGAUGACGCGCUCGAGUGCGCCCUCAAGUACUCCCAAAUCACCGCAAAAGUCAUCCGAUCCAUCAUCAACAACAGAGUAACCCAAGACAGGACCACCAACGAGCAAAACACCACGAUCAAGUUCUUGAAGGACAUCGCAAAAAUUAGCGAAAGUACCCACGACCAUGCAGACCGCACAAGUCACAUCUACCCGCAAUGCAUACGGGAGGGAAGACCCAUGAAACCCGAACCAGUCACAUCACUAGUCGACAACGAAGAAAUGGAGACGGACCACGAAACAGACUGGGGCAACUCCAAACCCGGAAAAGGAUGGGGUCAAGCGGCACACCACCCACAACCUACCAACCCGUUCAUCGACUUCGACCCAACCUCCGGACUAAUCAACCCCAACCCAAACACACCCUCAACCCUUAGCACAGACAACCCAAUCCUCAACCAAAUCCUCAAAAAACUUGAACAACUCGACAAUAUCAACACCAGGCUGAGCAGGCUCGAAGGUUCGAAACCGCAGGCUAAGCCUGCACAUACGACCCAGCCAGCCUCCGCCCCCAAACCUAACCAAAAUACAAGCAACUCAGCAAGCGUCAGCUGGGCCGAUGUCGCGGCCAAGGGUAACUCCAAAGCCCCGGAAGUCAAAGCUUCCAACAUCGCGUCCGCCCUCAAAAGGGACAUUGCGAAACCAUCACCCGCACAGAGCGACGACAGGAACUUUGUCGUUCGCUUCAAAACCCUACCCGUCACCCAACCCAACCCGGAGAGCAUCUUUGUGUCCAUGCGCGAAUGCCUGGAUGCCGCGAACAGAACGCUCGGCAAAGGCAGACUCACCAGAGUCCGCUGGACACUCAAGGCGAGUCUACACCUGUCUUUCUCAAACUCUGCAUCCAUCACGGCGAUCGAAAACGCCAUACCCCUACUCAUGGACAAGCUGAAAAUGCCCGAGUACGAUUUCGGCCCCGAAGUUCCGUGGAGUCGUCUGGUAGUCACCAACGUCCCCACUGGGAUGGGAGGGCCCGCGCAGCGCAUGCGCAACCGAGACGAACUUACACAGCUGCUACGGGACUCGUUCCCUGAGGAAGCCAAAUUUGGCGACCUCAAAAUAACCCUUUCACCAGAUUGGCUCGCAGACCCCGCGCGCCUCCAAGCGGAAGGCCGGCAGGCCUCCACAGUGUCGUUCGCAUUCGAGGACGCCGGGGGCAUCACCUCGAGCCGCCUACUCGCUAAUCCACAAUUAUUCAUAUACGGCCGAAAGUGUGAAAUCAAGAAAUUCAACCCCAAACCCCUCCUACAAACAUGCUCGAAAUGUGUGAGGUACGGACACACCGAACGACAGUGCCGCACCAAGAAGCCCCGCUGCCACAAAUGCGGCCGCAACACCCACACCACCGAAGACCACAACGCCGACAACUGCCCCCGAUGCAUUCGGGAUGGCAAGGGAAACCCAUGCGAAUGCGUGUAUUGCACGUCUUGCAGUCUACACGGACACCGAUUCAACACCCCCGAAUGCCCGAAGAUGUCUGAGUUCCGCCGCCCCAUCACGCAGAUCAUUGCAAGCCGGUCGACAGGCGUUAAUGCCUGA